AUGUGCGAAGAUGGUACUGAACAGGGCUCUUUCAACAGCCUCAUUGGAAAGCCUUCUGUGCUUGCAGGUUGCAGCCACCAGCACUUUGUGAGCCCAUGCCCUCGAGACAGAGAGCAAACUCUCUACUGUGCCUUGGUGCGCCCACAUCUGGAGUACUGCUGUGUGAUUUGGUCCCCACAUCAGAAAUAUUUGAUUGAGGAUCUGGAGAGGGUCCAGAGGCGAUUUCUCAGGCUGGUAGGGCUAAGGUUGGGCUAUGGAUACCUAGAGGUCUCUACACGCGAAGUAGCAUCCCUUCUCCAACUACCCGCUCUUGAAACAAGGUGCUUCUACCAUGAUGCAAUAUUCUUGUUCCGCCUCGUUAACUCUACUGUGGACUGUCCUGAGCUGCUGGAGAGGAUUUGCUUCCGGGUUCCUGCUGGUACUAGAUCCCAAUAUCUAUUUGCUAGAUCCUCUGUUUCCUCAUCAUACUUGGCCAACUCUACGAUGCGGAGAAUUCAGCUUCAUGGAAACCUUCUUCCUAACCACAUGGAUUUCUUCGCUUCCUCAUUCCUAACCUUCAAACGGAAUCUCAAGACAUUUAUCAACCUGCAACACACUGAAACCUCUUAA
Molecule: messenger RNA, 609 nt
Organism: Homalodisca vitripennis (glassy-winged sharpshooter)
Lineage: Eukaryota; Metazoa; Arthropoda; Insecta; Hemiptera; Cicadellidae
Exons: 2
Coding region: 1-609 (202 amino acids)
Source: RefSeq, a predicted model, not a curated record